Molecule: messenger RNA, 2676 nt
Organism: Athalia rosae (coleseed sawfly)
Lineage: Eukaryota; Metazoa; Arthropoda; Insecta; Hymenoptera; Athaliidae
Gene: Nt5c
Product: 5'-nucleotidase domain-containing protein 3
Exons: 9
Coding region: 189-1754 (521 amino acids)
Molecular function (GO): 5'-nucleotidase activity
Source: RefSeq, a predicted model, not a curated record
GAUAUUCGCCUUGCUAUUGUCAAUAAUAAGAAUAGUCAUUCAAUUAUGCAAUAAGUUUAAGAAUGCUGUAGAGAGCAUAGGUUCGGAAGGAUCGUCGACGGCGAGUAUUCUGCGCGUAUAUUUCUAGGCGACGUAACGAAUGAAAGCUCGGAAUAAGCCAGUCGGUCUUGCAGCGCCACCGGUCCACCAUGUUGGGCAAAACGACGGUAUUGUUGCUCUGCAAUACCGCAGCUAAGAAUCAAAGAUUUUUGUGUCGAAAUGGAGUUCGAAAAUACGGUGAACGGGCCGGUUACGUUCACAGAAAUAUAUCGCGUGAAACAAUGAGGGAAAAUUAUUCGAACACCAAGGCAAAGUGCAGAUCGAAAAAGCUACCGUUGGAUGUCAACGCCAGAGGCGUUUUUGCCUGCAACGAGCUUGAUCUUAAGGAAGUACAAGUCUAUGGGUUCGACUACGACUAUACCCUCGCCUGCUACAAACCUUCGAUGGAUUACCUGCUCUACAAUCUCGGGCGAGACAUGCUCAUUAAAAAAUACAAGUAUCCAGAGGAAAUCGGAAAACUUGAAUACCCGGAGGGGUUUGCGGUACGGGGUCUGCACUACGACAUUGAGAAGGGCCUGCUUCUUAAGCUGGACAGUUUUUUGCAAAUUCAACUCGGUACAGUUUAUCGGGGUUUGCAGCCAGUGCCGAAUGACGAGGUUCUGAGACUCUACAGAAAUAGGAUAAUACCCAUAGCCUAUGUGGAAGCGCAGAACAAACACACUCAGAUCGGACAGGAUAUACGUUCUACGAAAAUGGUACAGCUCGCUGAUCUAUUUUCCGUUCCGGAGAUGAGCCUCAUCUGCAAUGUUGCGGAAUAUUUUUUAAAAAAUCACAUCGAUUAUCACCCCGAAAUAUUAUUCCGAGAUGUCAAGAGUUCAGUGCAAAGUUGUCACCCGAUAAUGCACCAGACUGUGGUACAGAACGUAGGGUACUAUUUGGAGGAGAAUAAAGAUCUCAGGAGGUUUUUCGACAGACUAAAAAGCGUUGAUAAAAAAAUGUUUUUAGUUACGAAUAGCCCCUUUCAUUUUGUCGACGUUGGCAUGAAGUUUUUACUGGAUGACGACUGGAAGCAUUAUUUCGAUGUAGUGAUAGUACAAGCUCGAAAGCCGAGAUUUUUCACCGACGAAACACGACCCCUACGUAUUUACGACGAAGAAAAACGCACCUUGCUUUGGGACCGAGUGACUAAACUGGAAAAGGGCGUCAUUUACCUAGAAGGAACGGUUAAACAACUACAAGAUAUGACCGGGUGGCGAGGUCAUCAAGUAUUGUAUUUCGGCGAUCAUCCCUACAGCGAUUUGGCCGACGUCACUUUGGAACACGGUUGGAGAACGGGUGCCAUAAUCAACGAGCUCACCCAUGAAAUCGAAAACCUCAACGAUCCGCAAUUCAAGAUGAAUGCAAAUUGGCUGCAAAUGUUAACGGCUCUGAUCGAAGACCACCAAGAUUACGAGAACGAAGAAGCAAUGGCUCAGCUAAACGAAUGGGUGCGGGAAAGGGACCAGCUACGUAACGAUAUAAAACGGGUGUUCAAUCAACAAUUUGGUUCCGUAUUUAGGACUUACCAUAAUCCGACCUACUUCUCAAGACGUCUUUUUCGCUUCGCUGACGUCUACAUGAGCAGCAUUACGAAUCUCCUCAACUAUUCGACCAGUCACACCUUCUACCCACGGAGAGGCGUCAUGCCCCACGAGUACAUUAGCUAUUUCGUUUGAGACGUUCGGCUCUGGAUACGAAGCAAGUAAAGACAAGGCACCUUAAAAUUUAUAUUUAAAUCCUCUCCAGGGGUUGAUCAAAUUAAUGUAGUUUAGUUUUUGUCGGACAUUAGAUGUCAAUAUCAGAUUUUUUUUUUUCUUUUUCGCUUGUGAUUUACUGAUUCGAAACAUUAACGAAAUGUUCUCGUGGUUAUUUUUUCAAGUAUUAUUUAAAACUCGUUUCAAAUUAGUUAAAUGACUCUAUUUAAUAGUAGAAGUGAUAAAGACGGCGGCGUUCAUCUUGCAUUUCUUCACUCGACUUGGUAUACUCGUAUAAAUCAAGUUGCUCUGUACCAUUAUUUUCGCGAAUUUGAUACGUUUAUCAAUGUGUAGAUCUGAAUCAGGACCUACAUCGUAUGUAUUUCGUGAAUUAAAUGGAUGACUGAUUGUUGAUGCUCAGAUAAUAUAUUUCCGAGUACAAUAUUUUCGUGAUUCGGUCAAGGAUCUUAUAUCUGAAUGUUUAGUACGUGCUCAAUAGAUAUUAGAAGUCUUAGGCGACGAAUGUACGGAUCCUUGAAUAAGUAUUUAUUUAUCUAGUCUACUAAACUUGACGAGUCGGCUCUUGAAUCGAUGUUAGGCUUCUUGUUUUGAUUGUGCUGUGACAAUAUAAAUCUAUGGGCUUUGUUCGUUCGUGCAUCGCAUCUGUAUCACUAGUAACUUUAUCGUCAGAUAGAAUGGAAUGAACGAUGCUCUUACGGCGCCUAUUAGAAAUCAAAAUGCUUGGGAACAAAUUGAACUGUCGCUGUCGAGUAGAACUGAAGAGAUAUUUGAUGUCACCGAAGUUCAUCAAGAUGUUCAAGAACUUGUUUCAUCAUAUCAGGAACCUAGAUAGCAAAUUGUAAGCUACUACCAAUGAAGUAUAUUAUAAUAGUGAAAAAAUAAA